This is a messenger RNA of Capsaspora owczarzaki ATCC 30864, 1626 nucleotides long. RefSeq lists its product as hypothetical. The record is from RefSeq and is a predicted model, not a curated record. The transcript has 2 exons. NCBI's taxonomy places the organism in Eukaryota, Filasterea, Ministeriida, Capsasporidae. Gene Ontology annotation, cellular component: membrane. Bases 58 to 1575 code for a protein of 505 amino acids.
ACCUUGUUCUUUGUUCUUUGUUCUUUGAAAAGUCAGCUCGAGCGCGGUGGUGAGCAAAUGUCGGACGUUGAGCUGGCUCGCCCAGACCAGUCCAACCGGCCACCGCCCACCCACCGUCCAUGGCGCAACUGGACUGCGUUCUUCCUCAUGGGCAUGAUCAACAAUCUCGGCUAUGUGAUUGUCAACGCCGCUGCCAAGUCCAUCGCCGACUCGUUCGACGAGGACAACCUCAUUGGCGCCGUGCCGUGGGCCAACGUUGCGUUUGGCUUUGUCGCGCGUGGACUGAACGGAGCCUUCAUGAAGCACACGUCGCGGCGCUCGUACGCAGCACGCGUCUGGCUCAACGCGGCAUUCAUGGUCGUCGGGCUGAUUGCGCUGGCGUUUGCGCCGUCGUUCGGACUGGCACUCGCUGCCAUCUGCGUUGUCGGCAUGAGCUCGUCCUUUGGCGAGAGUGUCAUCCUGGGGUAUCUCAGAUUCUUCAAGAGCGAGCUUGUCAACUCGUGGUCGUCUGGCACUGGGUUUGCUGGCAUUGCGGGUACCCUCACGUACAUCUUGUUCAGUUACCUUGGCUUGUCCAACCGAGACACGUUUCUGAUUACCCUGCCGUCCAUCCUCAUCUACCUGGGCGCGUUCUUUUUCGUGCUCGUCCCUCCGUCAAAGCUUGCAUCCACACUGUCUGAAUCCUCGAACGUUGAGCCGAGCGAUCCGACGAUGACAGCUCCCGACGCCAUCGUCCCUUCCGCAUCAUCGACCUCCACCGCGUCCUCCGCGUCCACCUCGUCCGCCGGUACAAAGCGCAAGCCAUCUCGACGAAAGCGCACCUCAAAGAACAGCGAAAAGCAGCAGCUGCUCGACGACGACGCUCGGCAAAGCGAUUCCGACGACGACGGCGAUGCUGAUGCUGACGAGCCGCUGGCGCCUGGACGCGACCGUGGCGCAAGUCACACGAGCUACAGCAGCACCACAGCGACGGGCAUUCUCCCUGGCGCGUCGGCACAGUCGGUGAACGCAGAUCCGGACGGCGGGCUCAGCCUUCCUCCUCGCGAAACCUGGUUUGCGCAGUACUGGCGCUGCACCAAGAUGGUCUGGUUUGUCUCGCUUCAGCUCUUGCUAGUCUACGUGUUCGAGUAUGUCAUCUCUGGCGGCGCCGCUGCAAAGGUGCUGACCAAGGCCGAUCAAGAUCGCGACAACUUUUGGUACGCCAAUUCGUACGCCAUUCUCGGCUUUUGCUACCAAGUCGGCGUCUUCAUUUCACGCUCAUCGCUCCAGGUCGUCAAGUUCCCGCGCGUUGAAAUCCUCACCGUCCUUCAGGGCUUGAACCUCAUCAUCUGGGUCGUGGACGACGUGUACAAGUUCAUCCCGCUCUGGGCGCUCCUGCCCAUGAUGAUUUUCGUCGGUCUCCUGGGUGGUGCGUCCUACGUGAACGUCUUCCACCUCGUGCUCACCGACGAGAACAUCCCGAACGAAGACCGCGAGCUGUGCAUCAACCUGGUCGCCUUCGGCAUCACCAUUGGCAUUACGCUGGGUUGCAGUCUAAUUUUGAUAUUCGACAACACGUUCUUGUCAAACGCCUAAUAGUUGUGAAUCUGAUAACAAGCAAUACAAAUAAUGAAAGUCAAAAAGCCA